Saccostrea echinata is the source of this 1703-nucleotide messenger RNA. Its product is annotated as homeobox protein goosecoid-like. Lineage: Eukaryota; Metazoa; Mollusca; Bivalvia; Ostreida; Ostreidae. The record is from RefSeq and is a predicted model, not a curated record. Bases 328 to 1041 code for a protein of 237 amino acids. Gene Ontology annotation, molecular function: DNA-binding transcription factor activity, RNA polymerase II-specific; RNA polymerase II transcription regulatory region sequence-specific DNA binding. The transcript has 3 exons. Gene Ontology annotation, biological process: regulation of transcription by RNA polymerase II.
GGUAUCAUUCUGACUUUGAUGCUACCAAGGAUCCUAACUUUUUGACAAACACUUGAGUUUACAGUUGACACUUGAACGUAUCGCGCAUCGUUGCAAAACCACAGGACUUUAUUUACUAUAUAUCUAUAUAUCUUUUUUCAUACUGAUAAAACAACGUAAGUGUACAGGAAAUAAAAGGACUUCUGAUACUACGGACUGUUGGUUUAUUUCGCUGAAUAGAAGAUGUUUCUAACGUUGUGAUUGCUUUGUUCCUGUUUUGGUAUUUUUACGACCAACAGUGUUUUAAAUUGACGGUACAUUCCAAGACUUUUGCUGUGAUCUGUGAAAAUGCACCACCUUCCAUAUUAUUACUCCUCGGAGCAGCUCAAAUCAUACCAUAACAGCAUGUUAGCGGCCGCUAGUACCAGUCCCCCACUAUUCACAAUCGACAAUAUCCUGGCUCCAAGACCUUACCUCACCCACAGACCCUCACCCUACUUCCCAUACCCGGGGCUUCCGCACACACCACAGGACCUCUUUGCAGCAGCUUACAGUCCUUUUCCAGGGUUGAUGACAGCAGCAGACUUAGCACGCGCUGGACAAAAGCGGAAACGACGUCAUAGAACGAUAUUCACGGAAGAGCAGUUGGAGGAACUAGAGAAGACAUUCAACAAAACGCAUUAUCCGGAUGUUCUGUUGAGGGAGGAACUGGCUAUUAAAAUAGAUCUUAAAGAAGAACGAGUUGAGGUCUGGUUCAAAAACAGGAGAGCAAAGUGGAGAAAGGUAAAACGCGAGGAAGAAGCGGCAAAGAGAACAGCCGAAUUGGGAAAUACAGUUGAAGACAAAGAAAAAUCGUCAAAAAAAUCACUCGACAGUGAAACAAAGGAUACAAACUCUGCGUAUAGUGAUUGUAUGAGUGAUAGAAGCACGGACUCUCCCAGAAUAGACAUUGAGGAAGAUGACGCCGAUCAGGUGUCUAGUAGCGCCAACGUGCUUGCGUCACCCUCGACUUCCGGUUCCGUUUCUAGUCACAGUGCUCUUACGUCACAAGAAUCGCCAUGAACAUUUGUAACACUUCUCAGUGUUGUUGUGUCAUGUGAUUUUAAGCAGUGCAUGCUCUAAAUGCAACAAUAGAAGAAAGACAUUUCUUCCAGUCCUGCUCUUGGAUGUUUUCGUGUAGCAUUUCAUGUUUACAAGUGCUUAAGAGUACAAAGAUCUAACUUUCUAGAUGAAAAAAGGGAAACAGAGCAUGCUUUUAAAGUAAAUCAGCUGUCGCCCACCUACCCCUUCAGGCUCAGUGAAGGCAAAUUAUGGAAAGACUUUUGAAAAAAAAAUAAUAAUGCAGUUCUUACAGCUACAAUGGAUUCACUGAUAUUCAAGAUAACUUUUCAAUAGAAAGUUACUAAACACAUAUAUUUUUAAAAAAGAUUUGGAUUUUAGUUAUGUACUUAACAUUUAGACACUGAUAGAAAAGAAUAGUAGAACCAUUUCUAUUUGUUUAAUUUUUUCAUUUUAUUUUUAAAUGUUUGACAUUAAUUUUCUUAUCGGUAACAUCAUGAAAUGUUAGUUUUUAUAGUCACACGUAAUGUUAGUAACUUCAUCUUAUUUAUUGACGUGUCUAAAACAUUGUUUUUGAUGUCGAACGAGGCCCACCGAUAUUAUAUUCUUUGUAAAUAUUUACAUUUAUAAAUGAAAUACGUAUUCACAAGUAAUAAAUAUAACGG